Molecule: messenger RNA, 1668 nt
Organism: Phragmites australis (common reed)
Lineage: Eukaryota; Viridiplantae; Streptophyta; Magnoliopsida; Poales; Poaceae
Product: mitochondrial uncoupling protein 1-like
Exons: 9
Coding region: 430-1350 (306 amino acids)
Biological process (GO): mitochondrial transmembrane transport; mitochondrial transport
Cellular component (GO): mitochondrial membrane
Molecular function (GO): oxidative phosphorylation uncoupler activity
Source: RefSeq, a predicted model, not a curated record
UGCAGCUGACGUGGCCUGCGAUUGUCUUCUUCGUCUUCGUCUUCCCUUCUCCUUGGGAGCAGCAACGGAAAGAUAAACAAACUGGAGUUGAGUGGAGUUGCAUGCGCACCUGACUCAUCUCCAUUAUCCAUCCAUCCAUCCAUCCAUCACGCACCUACCUAUAAACAAGAACAAACUUUUCUGGUAAUUGAGGAUGAUUAACCAGCCAACUCUUUUCUUUACAUUUUGCACCUAAAAAAAAACAAGCAUAUAUUCAUUCCUAGCUACAGGUGCGGCAAAACGGAAGAAAAAGGAAAUCUUUUCUUGAUCGACGAUCUCCUCUUUGCCUUUCCGACUGCGAUCCCAGCCCAGGCAACUAGGCUUCGCCGCUUUCCUCUCUCCCCCUGUUUUUCGGAGCUAGUUGCCCAGUCCAGGAGGCCAUCGCUCACCAUGCCGGACCACGGCUCCAAGCCCGACAUCUCCUUCGCCGGCCGAUUCAGCGCCAGUGCCAUCGCCGCAUGCUUCGCCGAGAUAUGCACGAUUCCCCUGGACACAGCCAAGGUCAGGCUCCAGCUGCAGAAGAACGUCACCGCCGCAGGGGACGCAGCAGCGGCCUUCCCCAAGUACCGCGGCCUGCUGGGCACCGCCGCCACCAUAGCCAGGGAGGAAGGCGCCGCCGCGCUCUGGAAGGGCAUCGUGCCCGGGCUCCACCGCCAGUGCAUCUACGGCGGACUCCGCAUUGGUCUAUACGAGCCCGUGAAAUCGCUCUACGUUGGCAAAGACCAUGUUGGGGAUGUCCCUUUGUCCAAGAAGAUAGCCGCUGGAUUCACCACUGGUGCCAUUGCAAUCACCAUCGCUAACCCCACUGACCUUGUCAAGGUCAGGCUUCAGGCCGAGGGGAAGCUUGCACCUGGCGUGCCACGCCGCUAUGCUGGGGCAAUGGAUGCUUAUGCCAAGAUUGCUAGGCAGGAAGGGGUUGCCGCUCUGUGGACUGGCCUCGGACCGAAUAUUGCGCGUAACGGGAUCAUCAAUGCUGCUGAGUUGGCCAGUUAUGAUCAAGUCAAGCAGACAAUUUUGAAACUUCCUGGGUUCAAAGAUGAUGUGGUCACCCACCUCUUUGCUGGUCUGGGUGCUGGCUUCUUUGCUGUCUGUGUUGGUUCUCCGGUUGAUGUGGUUAAGUCAAGAAUGAUGGGUGACUCAGCCUACAAAAGUACUCUUGACUGUUUUGUGAAGACACUAAAGAAUGAUGGACCUCUGGCAUUCUACAAGGGCUUCCUUCCAAACUUUGCUAGACUGGGAUCAUGGAAUGUGAUUAUGUUCUUGACGUUGGAGCAGGCUCAAAAGCUGUUUGUGAGAAAACCGGCAAGCUGAAGAUAAAACUUUUUGCAGUCGGUGGCGACCAACGAAAUUGACAUUUUUCUUCAACACACACACAAAAAAAUAAAUAAAAAAUUGACAUCUCCCCCGUGGGAAUUGGGGAACAAGGAUAAAUCUGACAUCCAGUUGUGAGAUACAAUAAUAAACAACAGCGGGAAUUUGCAUGACCCCAGAAUAAAUUCAGAAGUAGUGAACACAUGUCAUAGUGUUUUAAACAAUGUCUGAGCUGCAGUAGCUUUAUGGGGUCUGAUAAGCCAGUAAGGCACAGUAAAUUUGUUGGAUCUUUCAAAUCGAUUAUUGUUUUCUGUUGCA